AUGACCAUCAAUCUUGAAUCUCAGAAUCCCAACAACCAGGCUCUCGCAAAGCACCCUGGAGACGUGGCCCCCAUUAAGGCCCUGCUCGCCUCCCAGAAAUAUCACUCAAAUGACAAUGCCCGCAAGGACGAUGGGAAACUGUUGUCCGAUGAUGUGACUCAUUAUGUCGUGCCUGACUGGAAGGUGGUCCAAGAUUACCUGGAAAUACUAGAAUUCCCUGAGCUGAAGGGGCUUGUUUUCAUGCAAACGGCGUGUCAAGCUUUGCAGCAUCAAAGAGGCCGCAGGCAGUACAACAAGCUGCGGAACCUGCUGAGGGACGCCCGUCACGAUUGCAUCAUGUUUUUUAACGAAUUCCAGAUGCUUUCUUAUUUGCCAAGAGAAAGAGGAGAGUCUUUGGAGAAGUGGCAGACAAGGAGUAUCUACAAUGCUUCGGUGUGGUAUUACAAUCACUUCUCGGGCCAGAUGCCCAUCGUGAUGGUGACGGAUGACGAAGAGUCUAUCCAGCAACUGGGCAGCGAAACAGAAGGUGUCUUCGUCAUCUCAUUCAAGAAUUACUUGGACAACUUCUGGCCGGACCUAAAAGCCGCUCACGAGCUCCUCGACUCCAUACUCCAGUCGCGGCGUGAACGGGAGAGUGAAAGCCAAGAGCACAGCAGGAAAGAAUACCCGGAACACGUCCCCUUGGAAUCACUGGAAGCAGGAAUCAAGUCGGGAAGAUACAUACAGGGAGUCCUGAAUGUCAACAAGCACCGAGCGCAGGUGGAGGCUUUUGUGCGGCUUCAAGGAGCCAGCCACAAAGAGAAAGAUCUCAGAACCGACGUCCUGAUUUACGGCACCAAAGCUCGGAACAGGGCGAUCCACGGCGACGUGGUGGCCGUGGAGUUACUGCCCCAGAGUGAGUGGAAGGGACGGACCUCUGCCCUCUGUGAGAACGAGACGGAAGAAAAGGCCUCGGGGGACGCUCACAGUGAGCCCGUGCCUACAGGUAGAGUUGUUGGCAUCAUACAGAAGAACUGGCGGGAUUACGUGGUCACUUUUCCAUCCAAAGAAGAGAUCCAGUCUCCUGGCAAAAGUACACAGAAGAUCCUCGUGACACCUUGGGAUUACAGGAUCCCCAAGAUCCGGAUCAGCACGCAGCAAGCUGAGGCUCUCCAGGACUUUCGGGUCAUUGUGCGAAUCGAUUCUUGGGAGUCGACGUCCGUGUACCCAAACGGACACUUUGUGCGGGUCUUAGGACGGAUAGGAGACCUCGAAGGCGAAAUUCAAACCAUCCUGGUGGAAAACAGCAUUUCUGUUAGCCCAUUCUCUGAAGCACAGAUGUGCGAGAUGCCGGUCGUGCUCCCAGAGGAGCCCUGGAAAGUGAGUCCGGAGGAGGAGCUGAAGCGCCUUGACCUCAGAGAGACGCACUUAGUGUUCAGCAUCGACCCAAAAGGCUGCGAAGAUGUGGACGAUGCGCUGUCCAUCAGAACUCUGCCCAAUGGAAACCUGGAACUCGGGGUCCACAUCGCAGACGUGACUCAUUUCGUGGCUGCAAAUUCGUACACCGAUCUUGAGGCACGAGCACGGGCCACCACUUACUACUUAGCUGACCGUCGCUACGACAUGUUACCUGCUGUCCUCAGUGCCAAUUUAUGUUCCCUACUUGGCCUCGUUGACAGGUACGCUGUCAGCGUCAUGUGGGAACUCGAUAAAACCUCCUACGAAAUAAAAAAGGUCCGGUACUCCAGAAGCAUUAUCCGCUCUUCUUACAAACUCUUCUACGAGGCAGCCCAGGCGCUGCUGGAUGGCGACCUGACGGCUGCAGCCGAAAUCCCAGAGCUUCAAGAGCUGGACGAAAACACCAGGAAGGAAAAGCUGGACGAACUGGUCUGGGCGAUAGGGAAGCUGACUGACGUCGCCCGCUGUGUCCGAGCCAAGCGAGACAGCUGCGGGGCUCUGGAGCUGGAGGGGGUCGAGGUCCAGGUGCAGCUGGACGACAAGAAGAACAUCGACGCCCUCGUCCCUCGGCAGCCGCUGGAGGUGCACGAGACGAUAGCCGAGUGUAUGAUCCUUGCUAACCACUGGGUGGCCAGGAAGAUCUGGGAGAGCUUUCCGUACCAAGCUCUCUUGCGCCAGCACCCACCGCCACGGCAGGAGUUCUUUGCAGAGCUCCGAGAGUGUGCAAGCGCAAAAGGUUUCACAAUAGAGACACAGUCUAACAAGGCAUUGGCUGACUCCCUGGACAGAGCCGUUGACCCCUCUGAUCCACUUGUGAACAAGCUGCUGCGCUCCAUGGCCACCCAGGCAAUGUCCAACGCCCUGUACUUCUCAACAGGGUCGCAUCCCGAAGAAACGUUCGCCCACUAUGGUCUUGCCCUGGAUAAAUAUACCCACUUCACUUCACCCAUUCGAAGAUACGCUGACGUCAUAGUCCACAGACUGCUGUUGGCAGCCACUUCCAAAGAGGACCGAGCGGGCACCAAGGAGAACUUGUUCGGCAACAAAGAACUUGAAGAACUCUGCAAUCACGUCAACAACAGAAACAGGGCUGCCCAGCAUGCCCAGAAACAGUCGACAGAGCUUUUCCAGUGCAUGUACUUCAAAGACAAGGACCCGGAAAGAGAUGAGCACUGCACCGCCAAUGGGGUUAUCUACUCGAUAAGGACAAAUGGGGUGCUCGUCUUCGUGCCCAGGUACGGAAUAAAAGGCGCUGCCUAUCUGAAGAACAAGGAAGGUUUGGUCCUGUCAUGCCAAAGCGACAAGAGCUGCAGUUGGAAACCGGGGUCUCUCCAGCGUUUCCACGAUCACAUUAUCACCGUUCCCACAGCUGGAGAGCCUGUUGCCCUGAAACUCUUUGACCAUGUGACUGUACAAAUAUCUGUACAGAGUUCUCGGUGCCAUGCCGUCACUAUCCGGCUUCAGAUCACAAGCUGCCAGCCUUACAAAACGUCGGAAAUGGAGCUGGCUCACAGUCACCCCGUCUCCAAAACGGAUUUGGUAAAGGAAGUAACCAAGACCGCAGAGGAAGCUCAGCUGGCGCAGGACAAGGCCCAAGCAAAGCCCCUGGAGGAAGAGUAUGAACAGUACCGCCAGUCGAAGGGCGUGAGCCUCUACUGCUUGCUGGAGGAAAUCAAGGAUCUGGCUUUGCUGGAUGUAUCUGCAGACAGCGGAGCGUGAAGUGUCUUAUCCACAGUUGUUUCAUAGGGCCCUCCGACAGGCUUUUUGAGUUAGAAAUGACAGUAUGCGUGGAUAUUUUCUGUAAAAACAUUUUAGGUAGACCGUGCUUAACUGGACCCUGUAUAAUCAUUCACCAUUGACAAGGACAAAAUUUUAAGGUUUUGUUUUUAGCAGUUUAUUAUAACUGUACUCUAGAAAUUGACUACAGGAACCGUUAACUACUUUUAAAGUAACUCAGGGAACCUAUUUCAGCCACUGAUGGUGGUGUCAUUCCACAAGCUUGAGCCAUUCUUAAAAACGUGCCAUUCUAUCACACCAGACUAUUUAUAAACCUGCGUCUGUUUUACUGAACUGUUAAAAACUAAUUAAAACAGUUUAGAUCCGACAUUGAGUAUUCAAGUUGCUUUUGGUCUCCAUAAUGGGUUUGUUUGCAGGUGCUGAAUUAGAUUAAACAGGAGUCUUGGCAAGCUUUGAAAAAUCACUUUAAAGUGAAAAGAUAAACUGACAUUUGGACCUUUUUUCAGCAUCUGAAUUCCGGUGGCACGGCUGAAAAAGGAGGGCAUAAAGAAAGGUUUGUUGUUUGGAUCAACUCACUCUUCACUUGUGAAACAUCUUCUGUUUCCUUAGACUGAACACUGUAUUGCAAAAUUCCUCACAGGAGUUCCAAGACAUCCUUCUCUGCUAGGGAGGGGGCACCACAGUUUGUUGUGCGACAGCCAGGGUUAAAAGCUCUGGGAACUCGUGGGCUCUGAAUGAAAUUGCUGAGCGGUCGGG
Messenger RNA from Gekko japonicus, 3930 nucleotides. It is a transcript of the gene DIS3L, whose product is annotated as DIS3 like exosome 3'-5' exoribonuclease. The record is from RefSeq and is a predicted model, not a curated record. Gene Ontology annotation, cellular component: cytoplasmic exosome (RNase complex). Gene Ontology annotation, biological process: rRNA catabolic process. NCBI's taxonomy places the organism in Eukaryota, Metazoa, Chordata, Lepidosauria, Squamata, Gekkonidae. The transcript has 17 exons. Gene Ontology annotation, molecular function: 3'-5'-RNA exonuclease activity; RNA binding. The coding region runs from base 1 to 3156 and encodes 1051 amino acids.